UUUAUUAGUCAGUCUUUUCCAAAAUGUUUAACAUUGUCUCAAUUUUAAUUAUUUUGCAAUUAUUAUCGAUAACUUCGGCCCAAUUUUUGAGAUACCAAGCCUUGAGUCGCGAAAAACGUACUUUAAUUUGGCCAAAGGGCACCGGAGUGGUCCAAGCAAUUGCAGGUUUUGGUAUUCCAGUCCAUUUGAAAGAAGAAACUGUAAUAGUUGGUACAGUCUUCAAAGCUACGUAUCACGUCCCUGAAAAUGUCACUGAAUUAAAAGCUCCUUACGUUACUUACGAGCGGAGAAAACGGUCAGCGACUCGAUGGGACAUUUACAAUUUAUUGUCACAAGCUUUCGAAAUGCGCGGCUUUGACGGCAAAGCUUGCAUCCUGCGAGCCAUCUGUGAGGUCGCUCAUACGCCUCUGCAGAAAAAUUACGGAUUUUUCCACGAGUUGAUUCACACAAUUUUCACCCCGAGCAGCACUAAUGAAAGGGUUAAAUUGAACGCUGAUAACGAAUAUUACGCUGCACAAUUGAUCGGGGAGGAAAGAGGAAAUUGCGGGAAAGUUUUUCACGACUGUGGCACAAGCUUAUUAGAUAUGAUCACAAUUUAUGGCAACGUCCUACCCCCAGCGACACUUCCCGACAAAAUGAUUAAGUGCAAGACACUUUUUCUCGCCUUUUUCCUCUCGUUGGCGGCGAACGGACAAGACAGUUUAAGCCGCGAAAAGCGCACUUUGAUUUGGCCCCAAGGCGGUAGCAAACUACUGGCUAUUUUCGGCAUCGGCAUUCCGGUCGAUUUAAAAACGGAAACAGUAAUCGUAGGAAUGGUGAUCAAAGCUAACUAUCGAUACCCCACAAAUCUGACCGAACUUCGCCAGCCUUUUGUUACCUUCCAGCGGAAAAAACGGGGGGCGAGUCGCUGGGAUUUAUACGCAUUGUUGACACAAGCACUGGAAAUGCGAGGCUUUGGGGGCAAAUCGUGUCUUUUGCGAACCAUCUGCGAAGUUGCGAGAACUCCUUUGGAGAAGAACUUCGGACUUUUUGCCGAACUCAUUCAUACGUUUUUCACCCCCACUGCUACGAAUGAACGGGUCAGCCACCACAGAGACAAUGAGUAUUACGCCGCGCAAGUUCUGGGAGAGAAGGGCCUCAACUGUGGGCGCAUUUUCAAAGAGUGCGACACGAAUUUAGCGGACCUGUUCACUGUACCUGACUAUUUCAAUUAAUUAAAAUAAAAGACAAAUGUUU
Messenger RNA from Tribolium castaneum (red flour beetle), 1236 nucleotides. RefSeq lists its product as uncharacterized. The record is from RefSeq and is a predicted model, not a curated record. Bases 24 to 1214 code for a protein of 396 amino acids. Lineage: Eukaryota; Metazoa; Arthropoda; Insecta; Coleoptera; Tenebrionidae. The transcript is spliced from 8 exons.